This is a messenger RNA of Homarus americanus (American lobster), 7604 nucleotides long. Its product is annotated as chloride channel protein 2-like. Gene Ontology annotation, biological process: chloride transport; transmembrane transport. Gene Ontology annotation, cellular component: membrane. The record is from RefSeq and is a predicted model, not a curated record. NCBI's taxonomy places the organism in Eukaryota, Metazoa, Arthropoda, Malacostraca, Decapoda, Nephropidae. Gene Ontology annotation, molecular function: voltage-gated chloride channel activity.
GCCGUCCGUGGCUUGGGUCCUCCCCUGGCUGUUGUAGUCAGUGUUGAAGCAACGUGGCGGGCGACGGGUGUGUCUCUGUGUCGCUCCUCACAACCCACAACAACCCCCUCCUGCAACACCCAACCCGACCCUCUCCUCCUCCUCGAUCUCUACCCCCAAGACCCCAUACAACCCUCCUCCUCCAACCUUCUCUACCACUCCUCCUCCAGUACAUGUGGAGUGUGACCUCUCAUGUCCACUAUGGAUUUUACCUGAGGUCUCUCCCGGGUCAUGGCAGAUUAUUACACUGCAGUGGUUCAUCGCCGCCGACCUGAAACACCGUCACCUUGACAUGGCAUCGUUAACUUCACCACCACUUGAGGAAUUUCAUUAUCUUGAGGUUAUUUUUUAAAUCCUACCGGAGAUUUACGUCAUUGGUGGAAGACAAAGUCGGUGGAGGAUUGAGGAGUGAGCACGGUAGGAUAUCAGGAGCAGCUCUGUGUGUGUGUCAGUACGUGAGUUAUGACUGAACUAGGGAGUGACCACGCACCACCACCACCACCUACAGACACCAAGGAUGUGUUGUCCAUCAGGAUGACAUCUCUGACCUCACUCUUACACAUCUUCAACCUCGUCAAGGGUGAAUGUUGUGGCCCCGGACACACGGCCACGACCUCCUGCCAGUAACAACUAUGGCCACGGCCUUAAGCUCCCCACGACGGCGAGGAUCAUCUUUGUGAGGCGGAGAUAAUACCUGUAGGAGUAGACGUGGAGAGGAAUUAGUCGAGCGAAACACACUUAGGAGGGAAAGAUUUUAACUGGCGUAAUGGGUGAGGUAAGGAGGCAGGUGUCACGGUGCUGGGUGACGGGGCCCUCCUCCCCUCCCCUAGCAGUCUGUUCCCUACCCUCCUGCCGAGGAUCACAGUGCCUUACCUAUACUUCAUGCCAAGAUUAUAGUGCCUCACAGCCUUCAGGAUAGUGAUACAGUGCCGCUCCUCCGUGUUGUAGUUGACCUUUUUUACUGCCACAAGAGAAGCGAUUGUGAGUUCAGUGUUGAGGGAAGUGGUCAAGGAAGUUAGGUGAGCCAAGGUGUUAGUGACGUGAGGUGUCUAGUGCUCACCGCGGCCGCUCUUGUCAAGCAUCUGGUAUUAACCUUGAGAGAGUGAGGAAAGUAUUCAUAACAUAUAGUCACGUAUGAUGAAAGUGACCUCGAGUGAUGCAAAAACAAAUUUCUUGUCAGUUUUAGCGAAAUCUCAGUCGGUGUGACAAGUUUCCUGGAUAAAGUUUUGUGUCUUCGUGGUAACAACUGUAAUAAGUAACUUCUAUUGUCGUAUCAGAGGUGACGCUAGUGUGUUACAGUAGUGGGAGAAGCAUAACACCUCCUUAUGCCCGCCAGUUGUCAGUUACGAAGUCUAAAACCGUUUUCGAUUUUCGUCUGUCGUGGAAACGGAAUUUUAAUGUCGAUCUGACAGCACGACGCAACACUGUGGGCCGGUGAGCAGCCUCCCAGGCGCCACACAGCUCACCCCACCCAAGGCACAAGUAUAUAUAUAUUUUGACGUAUAUCCCGGGCAAGCAGACUCGCCCAAGAUUAUCCAAACUCACAUCCAAGAUAUCGUACAGCCGAAGUUUCAUAAAGUAAAUUAGGUAGCGGGAGAACACGACUGUGGGAGAUGUGAGCUGCCUGACGAAGUAGCUGUAGCAGUGUUAACCCUCCAGCCUCCCCUCCACCACCUGCGGCUCACACUGGCGCCGAGGGAAAAACUGGAAUCGUCUUAAUAUAUUCAACAAGGCACGGCCGAGGGUUUUAUCAUCUCUGGUUCAAGAUUACACAAAACAUAGUAGUUUAGGAAAAAAAAUUGAACAAAUGAGAUAUCGGUGCUGGUGACUGAUCUGCUGCUAUAAGUGUUGAGGCUUUAUUUAUAUACCGUUUUGUGGGCUGCUAGAUUGAUUUUAGUUGAGAAAAGAAGUUUUUAAGUGUCGUAGAAGUAAAUAAGGGUGUAUGAGAGGUGUAGAGACGGUUAGAGUGAUGUGUGUUGGGUGUGGCCUAGCGUCUCCUGUCUGUCAGAGGGCAGACUUUCUCCCUCGCCCCCUGACCGCCUCUCCUCUACAACAAAUCAACUUUAUGUUAUCAUAGGAACAUAUUUUUUUUGUUGUGCGACGCUGACACACAACUUUUAUUUGUGUGUUCAUAGUUAGUGUAUUGCAGCGGAGGUAGUGUUUGUGGUGUGUUGUGGCGGGCGUGGAGACCAGUCAGCAACCUUAUUCUGCACUACAAAUAGCUCGUAAAAUAAAUGGUAUCGGACUAGCGAUAAUGCAUUUUGAUGUGGACGAUUCUCGGCGAUUUUGAGAGCUGGUCCCGACCUGAUCGUUUGUGGGGCGAUCGUCCGCCGGGAACACAGUGAGACAGUCAGGAAGGAAAUAUUUGUCACUGAGCUUCACACAACUUUGUUUCUUGGAGAUUAUUUAAGUUGAGUGGCGACGUGGUAGAGAAGGGAGGAGUCGGGUGGAGGUAGCGUGAGGAUGAGUGAGGAGGAGAAGGAGAAGGAGAAGCGGGGAGUGUGGCGCCUGUGGGCGUGGGGGCGGAAGGGGCGACGCAGGUACACUCUGAGGGACGUCCAGUCUGAGGAGGACGUGUGCCUCUACAAGGACCCGGUGCCUGUCCUUAAGAAGGGUUACACGUCAGACGAUCACCUGUUAGAUCAGCGCCGCCCUCACGCCCAAUCUGACGACGAUGAGGGCGAGAGCGAAGACCCAGACCGUGCCCUGUCUAUAUGGGAGUCGCUCGCCUGGCGAGACGACAGUCAGGAUUCGGAGGACGUGUCCACUGAUAAAGACAUUACCGAGAGCGAGGUGGAGACCACUGAGAGUGAGAGUGAGGAGGUGAAGAAGGAUGGCGGUGCCGUACAGACUAUAGUGGAGCGGCUGAGGGCGUGUGGGGCCGGGCAUGGGAGGGCAGGCAACCUAAAUUGGCCCAACAUCGACACGUGGACCUCACAUGACCUGAAGCAGUUCCUCAUCAACAAGGCACAGCUAGAGCUGGGAGGGCCCUAUGAUAAUGAUAGCGUUAAUAGUAUUGAGAUGAAAUCUUAUGUCCACAAUAAUUGUAACACUCUUGCUAGCCGGCAAGUGUCACCAGCCCCGGCCAUCCCCACCCCACCGGGGGCCACCCCUCGCCCCGUGCCCCUGAGGCCUCGGGGGCGAGGCAGGACUGUAGCGUCGGCCCUCUUAAGGAGGGGUGGGAGGGCCCGGAAAACCAACCAGAGGAGUUCGAUGCAGCUGGAACACGUGAUGCGAGACUUAUCACCACCACCACCACGUCCUCGUCUCUGGUCACUACCAGCCAUCAUCGUCACCACUUUCGAUAACCCCUUGAAGACUCCUUCUCCACCAGGCUUCAGCAACAGCCUCUCCAACAGCAUGAACUACUUGACGGUGCCCAACGCCCACACCUACCGUCCCCGUCAGGACACUGAGGACACCCAGAGUGAGCCGUGUUCCACGAUGGACGCAAUCAUGCCCUGUGUCGACAGUGACAAGAAGACCGUCCCUGGAGGUCUGGCCAGCGCCACCAAGUUGGGGUCCAUCAUGGACUUGUGGUCUGGCCAGUGGCAGGUGCAGGAGGACAGAGAGGCCAGCGACGGCAGACCUUACCCUUCGGGGUCACCACCACCAGACCCAAGACCACAAGCCAACCCAGAGUACCUCCAGUACGAAGAGUCCUUCAUGUAUGGUCGUUACUCGGCCAACUUAGCAGAAUACGCGAGACAAGAGGCCAGGAGACUACGGGACGACGACCACCACAAAGACGACGCUCUCUUCUCCAAGGAGCUUCAGCCAUACCGGGGACGUGUAGCGAGGACGUGUAUAUCUUUUAUAAGACCAAUAUGGGAUCACACAUUUGCCCGUCUUGGUGAGGACUGGGUUUUUCUCUUCAUCUUAGGUACAUUAAUGGCAACUAUCUCCUUCCUCAUUGAUGACAUCGUUCUUAUAUGUUUUGGAGCCCGUAUGUACCUGCACGAAUACCUGCAUCAAUUUCACUGGGGUCUACAGCUUUUCUCUUGGGUCGUCAUUCCUACGCUGUUAGUGAUAUUUGCCGCGGCGUUCUGUCAGUGGAUGGCUCCGUCGGCAGCUGGCUCUGGCAUACCCGAGAUGAAGACCAUCUUAAGAGGUGUUGUGCUUAAGGAAUACCUCACCUGGAAGACUUUAUUGGCCAAGAUGGUUGGUCUGUCAGCAGUCUUAGGCUCAGGUUUGCCUCUGGGUAAGGAAGGUCCAGUGAUGCAUAUGGCCAGUAUAGUGGCCACGAUGCUCACCAAGAUGCUUCGUUACAUUAAGGGAAGUGUUGAGAACGAUGCCAGGUCAACAGAUCUACUCGCUGCAGCCUGCACUAUGGGUGUGGCUGUCUCUUAUGCUGCCCCCAUUGGAGGUGUGCUCUUCAGUAUAGAAGUAACAACUGUGUAUUUUGCUGUGCGCAACUACUGGCGUGGGUUCUUUGCUGCUGUAGUAGGGGCCAUGUUUUAUCGCCUGAUGUCUGUCUGGUUCAUGGGUGAUAAGACCAUCUCCCCGCUGUACAAAGUGGAACUUAACUACGCCUACCCGUAUGAUGUCAUUGAGCUCCUGCCCUUCCUCUGUAUAGGCAUUCUGUGUGGUUUUGCCGGUUCCUUGUUUGUCUAUCUCCACAGAAGAUAUGUUAUGUUUAUGCGUCACAACAAAACUCUUAAGAAUUUCCUCCAAAAGAAACGUCUCCUUUAUCCAACGUUUGUUUCCAUCGCAAUCUCCAUCAUGACUUUCCCAUAUUGCCUUGGUCAGUUCAUGGCAGCAACUUUACCCUCUAAUAAACAGAUCUUACACCUCUUCAGUAAUGUAACUUGGUCGGUUACAAAUCCAGAUGGAAUUAUGACCCCUGAGCAAGAGAACAUCCUCAAGCACUGGGUACCCGACUUUGAGGGGAAUUUUCAUCUCAGUUUAUUUGUCUACCAAAUUGUGUCUAUAUUUCAAAUAGGUAUUGCUUCAACCUUACCUGUGCCUUCUGGUAUGCUGAUCCCGUUGUUUAAAGUCGGAGCGGCAUUUGGUCGUCAGAUUGGAGAACUCAUGGCCUCUCUCUACCCGCUGGGCAUUACUCCUGGGUUCCCCAUUGUACCAGGUGCAUAUGCCAUGGUGGGAGCUGCUUCCUUCUGCGCUGCCAUCACUCACACCAUUUCCAUAUCCGUCAUUGUGUUUGAGCUCACCGGGCAGAUUACAUACGUGAUCCCCAUCAUGAUUGGAGUCUUGAUAUCAAACUGUAUAUCAUCGCUCCUUCAACCAUCCAUUUAUGACAGUAUGAUCCGCAUCAAGAAGUUGCCGUAUCUUCCAGACAUCAUCGCCACUACAUCUUCUGAUGUAUAUAACAUCUAUGUGGAGGACAUAAUGGUACGAGACGUGAAGUACAUCUGGUAUGGUAUCACCUACACGGAACUCAAGAGAAUCCUAAAAGAAAACCGCAAGUUGAAGUAUCUUCCAUUGGUUGACAAACCAGAUUCUAUGAUUCUUCUGGGCUCCAUCCAGAGGAUUGAACUUGUACGACUCCUGGUAGAACAGAUUUCUUCAGAAAAGAGAAGAAAGGAAGCAACUCGCUUACAUUUAGAGGCUUUGAGACUAAAGUGGGAGGAGGAGGAUGCUGCCGGAGGACCAAAACAGAGCCGCAUCCGCUACGAAGAUGAAAUUAACGACAGUGAUGAGCCGAGUAUCACACAGAGCAUUAUUCACCGUUUCUCAAGGUCGCUGAGUCGAUCACUCUCCCGCUCACGGUCCACUUCCAGGUCCACGUCUCGCUCUGUAUCUAGGAGUCGGCACGGAACCCCAUCUAGUGACAGCGACGAUUCCUCCACUUCCCCACCUGGAUCACCCGCAUCCACACGCUCUAAGAGAGACUCAGACUCUGUAACACCGCCUGGGUCCCCUGCGACCCCCUCCAAGUCUCAGCUGGUCCGAAACCUUGAGAUAUAUUCUGUUUUUCUGAUCAGGGUUGAAAAUGGCAGCAGCAAAACAGGAGAAGUGAGUGAAAGAGAUGGCAAAGUAAAUGACUCUCAAGAAAAGAGCAAGAAAAAGAAGAAGACCUCAGGAGAGUCAUCAAAGGACGUAUCUAGUAAAUUACGAGACUCUACAAGGUCCAAAACGGAUUCUGUGUCCGAGAAAGAUCCAUUAAAAUUACUAAGGCGACGAGCAACCUUACAGAGGUCCAACUCACUCGACUCUACAAACUUCAGGUCAAUUAGUCAAGAGGAUGUGAGAGACUCUAAGAAAGCCGCUGAAAUUGUUUCUCCAAAGAAGGGGAUCCUGAAGCGUCGCAACUCCUUCAGUUUAGGCAUGGCAGUGUCUCCUGAAGUGCCAACACCUGACACACAUUACCAAACUAUCACUGUUGGAGACACAAGACUUCGAUCUGCCUUCGAGAAAGUGUGACGAAUGAAGAUGGAAACAGCAAGCUCAAUGGAAAUGAACUCUCAGCUCUCCUUAUUCAAGUCAAAGAAGAAGGACCAGAGUCCUAAAAAACCACAGCUCGAUUUAACUGGGAAGAAAGCCAUGUGGGAGAUGAGGGAACUGGCGAAGGAGGUGGACUUCAAUAAAUGCCACAUAGACCCCGCACCCUUCCAGUUGGUCGAGAGAACAUCCCUCUUACGUGUCCACUCCAUGUUUUCUAUGCUGGGCAUCAACCAUGCUUACGUCACUGCUAUUGGACGACUCAUAGGUGUUCUAGCACUAAAGGAGGUCAGUUACAUUAUGGCCAUCGACGGACUCGUUGGCCAGCCCCAGAGUACAACCCCACAAGUCAGCUUACCCAACACGCCCACAUCCCCCAUGUCAUCAAUUGCAUCAAGCACGUCACCUCAGAGAUUGGGAAUCAUCAGUCCAUUGCAAUAUUCUGACCCUGAGGCUGGAACUAUCUCUCACAGGGGGUCCAGAACCCAAUUGGUUAACUAUCCUAAUGGUCACUCAUACAGCUGAGGAAGCAAGAAUUUAGUAGAUGGAGUGAAUUUGUAAUAAUUUUUAAAAACCUCUGUGAUCUGUGAUGUUGCCCGUGGACAGUGGUUGUUUUGUACCAGUCAAUGUCUUAAAUAAUCAGUGUCUGGUAGUUAUUCCUUUGAACUAAGAUAUCAGACGAUAUUGUUGACUAUGUAUAAUGUAAUUUUACCAAAGUUGAGGACAUUCCAGUAUUAUAUUGAAGUUGAUUUAUAAUAGUCCAUUAUGCAGUACAUGUCUAGGCUGUUUGUUUGUUUCUUAUCUGUUACUCUACCUGUUAAUCUUCCAUCUACAUAACACUCAUCACAGAUCUCAAAUAAUGCAAUUAUGAUUUUUUAGUAUUUGUUAAGACUCACUGAACAAUACUUGCUGGACAUGUGUAGAAUAUUGUAAAGGAAUGAUUAUUGUGCCUCUCCUACUCUCCUUAUCUGCUCGGAUGACGUAGAGAAUAAGUAGUACAGUAGACAUAUCUUACUUCUUUGUUAGUAGUAUAUUUUUUACUUACUUUUUGUUUAGCUCUCUUAGUGGCCUUAAAUUAUGGGGUAAGUUUUGUGAAACAUAAGUUCAAUAGUAUAGUAUACCUACAGUAUAUACUUUAUGAUUUGGGUUGUGUUACAUCAGCUGAA